This is a messenger RNA of Morone saxatilis (striped sea-bass), 707 nucleotides long. It is a transcript of the gene atp6v0e1, whose product is annotated as ATPase H+ transporting V0 subunit e1. Lineage: Eukaryota; Metazoa; Chordata; Actinopteri; Moronidae. The record is from RefSeq and is a predicted model, not a curated record. Gene Ontology annotation, molecular function: proton-transporting ATPase activity, rotational mechanism. Gene Ontology annotation, biological process: proton transmembrane transport. Gene Ontology annotation, cellular component: proton-transporting V-type ATPase, V0 domain.
CAUGUGAUACUCUCUGUGUGGAUCCUGUCUGGCAGCUGGACAAGUUUACUGCAGUUUCUCGAGUCAAAAGUUUCUACUUCUGUUCAUUUCUUUGGUUUUCAAACCAAACUCCACCAUGGCGGAUCUAAGUUUCGUGAUCUCCAUGUCUGUGAUGACCCUGUUUUGGGGUAUUGUUGGAGGAGUAGUGCCCUGGUUUAUCCCUAAAGGACCAAACAGAGGAGUUAUAAUCACAAUGCUGGUGUUAACUGCAGUUUGCUGCUACCUGUUCUGGUUGAUAGCAAUCCUGGCCCAGCUGAACCCACUGUUUGGGCCCACACUGUCCAAUGAUACCAUCUGGUACCUGAACUAUCACUGGCCUUAAUUUACCCUUCCAGGACUCCUGAGCAUGCAAGAGAGAGGACCUGACACUGCUGCAUACCAAUGGAUGUUUGCUGCUCACUGCCUCAGAGUGAGCAGAGAUUAUUCCCCCCCCCCGACCUCUGAGAGAUCUCACUGAAUGUGCUUUACUCCGAUUGAAGCAACCGUCACUUGUUGUGUUGUUUGGUUUAUAUAUGAUGUAUAUUGUGUUUAUUGCUUUUGUUAAUAUAAAUGACCUUGUCUUAAAUAGUUGAUGUUUUGUCUGAUGUGAUUUCUCUUCGUCUGGUAUUGUUAGUGAUGGAUGUAAUUAAUUUGAUAGUUGUUCAUUAAUAAACUAAUAAUCCUGUCCA